AUGGCUAACGUAGCUGAUGGUGUAAUGUCUGUACUUUCAUCAACACAAAUACAAAAAAACUUACAUGAAGACAAAUUUUUUGUCAGUUGUUCAGCUAUAUUCCUUUCCAACUUUAGCUCUGCAGAUGAUCUCAGAGAUCGUUCACAAAAGAAACAUCAUCACCAUGGCAACAGAUGGCCGCAGCAUACAGUAGAGACAACAGACCUGGAUACCAACUGCAGCAUGCCCCACCUCCCUCUUACUGAUUAUGUGGACCGACCCUCAAUUACACAUCGGGUAUCUAACUGGAGAGAUGACACUGGCAACAUUUUACUUUUACUCUUUUUGUAUGUCUUGCAAGGCAUUCCUCUGGGACUGGCUGGCAGCAUCCCUAUGUUGUUGCAAAGCCGACAAAUCAGUUAUAGAGAGCAAGCAAUGUUCAGUUUUGUUUAUUGGCCUUUCAGCUUAAAGUUAUUAUGGGCACCAAUUGUGGACUCUAUGUAUCUACCGUCUAUGGGUCGAAGAAAGUCAUGGAUGGUACCAUCUCAAUACUUGAUUGGUGGCUUUAUGAUAUUGCUCUCGUAUUAUGUGAGUGAACUUCUUGGUGACAAAGGAUCUUCACCUAAUGUUUUGUUUUUUACUGUUAUAUUUUUUAUUCUUAAUUUUUUGGCUGCAACACAAGAUAUUGCUGUUGAUGGUUGGGCACUUACCAUGUUGUGCAAGCAUAAUGUUGGAUGGGCAAGUACGUGCAACUCUAUUGGACAAACUGCUGGUUACUUUCUUGGGAAUGUACUGUUUCUAGCAUUAGAAUCAGCUGAUUUUUGCAACAAGUACCUUCGUUCGACACCUGAAUCAGAAGGUAUAGUCACACUUGCUGGUUUCUUAUUUUUCUGGGGUAUUGUAUUCUUUGUAACCACAACGUUAGUUUUUUUUCUGAAGCCAGAGAAACCAGAAAAAGAACAUUUAGAACUUGGAAUUAUUGACACUUAUAAAGUUUUGAUCAAAGUCAUCAAGUUGCCUGCAGUUCUCUCCCUUGCUGUAAUCUUUCUCACUUCAAAGGUUGGAUUUGCUGCCUCAGACUCCCUGACUGGUUUGAAGUUGGUAGAAGCUGGGGUACCAAAAGAACGACUGGCAUUGUUUGCCAUCCCAUUGAUUCCCAUACAAAUCAUCCUGCCUCUAAUAAUAAGCAGAUAUACCAAUGGACCCAAACCCAUGAAUAUUUAUUUGAAUGCCAUGCCCUGUCGACUAUUAAUGGCUAUUCCAUAUGCUGGUCUUGUAUACAUGGCAUCCAGAGUAGCAGUGGAACCUGGUGUCUAUCCGUUUUACUUUUAUGUUGGAGCUAUACUACUUUAUGCUUUGCAUCAGGUAACAGUCUUCUGUAUGUUUGUGGCAGUGAUGGCCUUCGAUGCAAAAGUCAGUGACCCAGCUAUUGGGGGAUCAUACAUGACUCUUCUUAAUACCUUAAAUAAUUUGGGAGGUAACUGGCCGGCAACUGUUUCUCUUUGGAUUGUUGACAGUCUCACAUUCAAGAGUUGUACCACUGGUGAAGGUUCCUGUGCCAAUAGUGCAGAAGUAGAGAUGUGUACAAAUGGUGGUGGUAGCUGUUUCAGCAUUGUUGAUGGGUAUUAUGUUGAAGUUGUUGUCUGCACAUUAUUUGGAUUUAUUUGGUACUUUUGGAAGAGGAAUACAAUACGAAGACUUCAAAAUGCAAAAGCAGAUUCUUGGAAAGUUCCUCAAUAUUGA
Molecule: messenger RNA, 1722 nt
Organism: Acanthosepion pharaonis
Lineage: Eukaryota; Metazoa; Mollusca; Cephalopoda; Sepiida; Sepiidae
Source: the annotation of a GenBank genome assembly